Olea europaea var. sylvestris is the source of this 2075-nucleotide messenger RNA. RefSeq lists its product as uncharacterized. The record is from RefSeq and is a predicted model, not a curated record. Bases 20 to 1840 code for a protein of 606 amino acids. NCBI's taxonomy places the organism in Eukaryota, Viridiplantae, Streptophyta, Magnoliopsida, Lamiales, Oleaceae. Gene Ontology annotation, cellular component: cytoplasmic stress granule. Gene Ontology annotation, molecular function: RNA binding. The transcript is spliced from 13 exons. Gene Ontology annotation, biological process: cytoplasmic stress granule assembly.
UAAAAUAGAAAGUUGGAACAUGCGCGCAAAUUCACUCUGUUCUCCGGGCCACCAUUUCUGCAGGUUUCAUUCUCCUUCAGAUCUCCUCUGCAAUUUCCCAAUUCAUUCUCUAUACUCUGUUCCAAUAAUCUCUGUUCCAGUAAUCAUUUCUAAAUCCCUACAAUACAGAUAUUCAAUAAGCAGAGUACAGCGAUCAAAAAUUCAAAUGGGUUGCAGGAAGGAAGGAUUGGGAGAAGAUGCUAACAGCAAGGCGGCUAUGGCGGCUUCAGUGAGUGAUGCUCUGCUAUUAGCAACGAUGUGCAUUAUUGGCCUCCCGGUUGAUGUUCAUGCCAAAGAUGGCUCUGUCUAUUCUGGAGUCUUUCACACCGCGUCUGUUGACAAUGACUACGCUAUUGUCCUGAAGAAAGCGAGGAUGAUUAAGAAGGGGAAUCGAGGUACAAAUGUAAUGAAUGGAAGUUUGAUAGAGACACUUAUAGUUCAAUCAGAAGAUCUUGUACAAGUUGUUGCAAAGGGAGUUCCUCUUCCUGCAAAUGGAAUUACCGGAUAUGUAUGGAGUGAUAGUGUAGAGGAUAUUGCAGACAUCAAUGAAUGCUUAAAGAGAGAGGUGAAAGCGACAGAACCGAAUGAGUCCAAUGGGGAUAAAAUGCACAAAAGUCAAACAAGGUCUUCUGCCAAAAAGGAGAAUGGUUUUGAUUGCAUUUCUACAGCUAAGAAGGCAAAUGCCACAGCCAAUUCUUUAAGAGAUUUUUCAGAGAAACAAGAAUUACUUGCUGUUUCAGUUGAUGGAAGGCAGGUUGGGGAUGGCUCACAGGACAAACAAAGGGAUUGCAGGGAUAAACUCGAGUUUCUAGCUGAGAAAACUAGCAAUGAAGUUCGAGGCUUAAGCAUAGGUGUUUGUGAAACUCAAUCAACUGCUGCUGAGAGCAUUCCUGAUGUAACAAAUAUGCAAAGAGCACCAACAGGAGUAUCUUCUGCUUGUCCUGCAGCACUUGAUUAUGAGAUGCAAGGGAGACCCAGUUUAGAGGAGACACAAUGUUCUGAAGUUCCUGCAUCUGAUGUUUCUGUAGCUGCCACAUCCACUGUCGAUAUUGCUUCAGAAUCACUUCUCAGUUCAUCCUUCACUUCCACUCAUUCAGUGCCUACAAAUCUUUCAAGUUUUAAUAGAACUGCUAAGGAAUCUAAGCUGAAUCCUGGAGCAAAAAUAUUUACUCCAUCGCUGUUACACCAUAGAUCAGUGACUCCUCCAGCGGUGCCAUCGCUGUUACACCAUAGAUCAGUGACUCCUCCAGUGGUGCCAACAGGAGCAACCGUUGCUUAUUUACCAGACCACCAUGCCAUGGUACCAAUUGCUACUGCACAACAAGAAGUUGACAUCAGUUCACCUGCUCCUCGUUCUGCUGUUCCUGUUAAGUUUGUUCAAUGUGGUAACGUAGUAAUUGGAAAUGGCGGCACCGAAACACCAUAUGUUCAGCCGUUCAUUGGACAAGUGGUAAGCCGGAUGCAGCCUGUUAGGCCUGCCUAUGUGCAUUCUAAUCCUCAGAAUGUUAUGCUUGGACGAGUGGGGCCUCUUGUCUGUAUGCAUCCCAUUUCUAAUGAUUUCGUUCAGGGUGCAGCAGGGUUUUCUCAAGCAACUAUGCGACCUCUCUUGACUCCUCAUCAUCUUCCCAAGCACCAAGGAAGUGCUACUGCUCAGGCACUGCAGCUGUGCGUGAAUCCUCCAAUUAUAGCCAGCGGACAACAGCCAUUUACAAUCCCAAGCCCCAUGCCCAUUUCACAACCUUACUUCCCUGUCAUCCCAGUUCCAAGAUCUAAUGGUUUCUUCGGCACCAAAUUUGCUUAAAUAAGUUUGCAUUUGCUUUCUGGAAGUGGCGCUGGUAAUUUCUGUCACGUGCAAAAGUUUUGGUUUAUAGUUGCCUUUCUUGUUCCAUUCCAUUUUACCCAGUUUUCGGUUAUUUUCUGUUAUCCAUGGCGUUUCUUUCUAUGCGAGCUUUGAACAUUGUAAAGAGAGGCUACAGAGAGAUGUUCUAUUGGUUUUGUGGAGGUGUUGGGCUAUAUUUGUGUUGCGGUAUACUGAG